Molecule: messenger RNA, 1805 nt
Organism: Salvia splendens (bonfire salvia)
Lineage: Eukaryota; Viridiplantae; Streptophyta; Magnoliopsida; Lamiales; Lamiaceae
Product: TLC domain-containing protein 4-B-like
Exons: 8
Coding region: 776-1591 (271 amino acids)
Biological process (GO): lipid homeostasis
Cellular component (GO): endoplasmic reticulum; membrane
Source: RefSeq, a predicted model, not a curated record
AAUGUGUUCUUGAUGAAAUGUUUGAUUGGAAUGAGAUGAGAUGAUUAGAUCCUCACAAGUUGUGACAAAGUUGGAUUUUUUUAGCUGUUACCUUUAUAAGGGUUAUUUUUUUUAUCUUGUUUUAUAAAGACAAUAAUAAGUUAUAGUGUUUGGUGAGGUUAGUUGGCCAAACAUUGGAUUUAGUUGAAUUUGUGCUGAAAUUGUUUAUAUGGUGAACUUGCUUUAGAAGAAAAAGCUAGUAUUACCUUAUAAUGAUCGAAGAAUAGCUAACGUGUUAGUCUAGUGCUCGAUUUUUGAGUUGGAAAUGUGAAAGAGGGCUAUACUAUGAGGUGUAAUGUGUUAUAAGUUGAUGGUGCAGUUUGAUUCAUUGGAAAAUUUGGUCUAUUUGUGCUGCAUUUCUCUACAGCAGAUAGCAUUUAUCAGUUGAUUACUUCCUGAUCUUCUCUUGUGCGAUUGCUAUACCUUUCAACGAUGUUUUAAGCAGUGUUGAUGUUGGCUGUGUUUUGAAUUUGCUUGUGAUGAACUUGUUUUUGAAGGAGAAGAAGCAUUAUCUCAUGAUGAUCAUAUCAUGAAUCAGAAAGAUUCACUCGAAAUCCUUAGCUAGCGUAUUUGUUCAGUGCUCGAUUUUUGAGUUAGUAACGUGUUACUAUGCUAUGAAGUAGUAGUAUAUUUGAUGUUGGACUUAGAAUGGUUAUACCGUAGCUUGGAAUAAGUUGAUUCGUUGUUGAUAGUCUCGAUUUUCAGACAUAGGGAUCGCGAGUGAGGAUAUGCUGUGAUGCUGUCAACUGAAAGUAGUAAUAUGUUGGAUAAAUAUUACCUAAACCAAGCAAUCAAGGAAUAUGUGUCUGCUGAUCUUUUCAUUGUAUACACAUCUAUAAUCAUCGGAAUUUUUGCCUGCAAAACGGUGUAUGAACUUAGCCAGCUUAUUAGUCCCAUUUACUUCAAAAGCUAUCAUAGUCUCACAAAGGGCCUUCAGCUCGAAUGGAGCAACCGAGCCAUGUCGACGUUUCAUGCCAUGUACAUUGCCACCGUCUCAUUAUACUUCGUGUUGUGGUCGGAUCUCUUCAAGAACGACCCACAGCGCGGUCCAGUCAUUCUUCGUAGUUCAACAGCCUCAAUUUCUGCUUUGGGAGUUUCUGUUGGCUAUUUCCUUUCGGAUCUCAGCAUGAUUAUAUGGCGGUAUCCUUCUUUAGGCGGGAUGGAGUAUGUAGUUCAUCAUCUUCUCUCUUUGGCGAGCGUUGCCUACGCUCUGCUCACGGGUGAAGCACAGAUAUACACGUACAUGGUCUUAAUAUCCGAGGCAACUACGCCUUCUAUCAAUCUGAGAUGGUAUCUUGAUGCAGCUGGAAUGAAGAGGUCGAAGGCGUAUACUAUAAACGGAGUCGUGAUAUUCCUAUCAUGGCUCGUUGCAAGAAUCUUGCUGUUCAUUUACUUGUUUUGGCACUCUUACAUAUAUUAUGAUGAGGUGAAGCUGAUGCACGAGAUAGGCGUGGUGAUGAUGCACGUCGUCCCGUUGGUGCUGUCUGUGAUGAACUUGUUCUGGUUCAGCAAGAUCUUCAAGGGGAUGGUGAAAACGCUCAAGAGGGAGUGAAGAAAGCGUGUUACUAUGUUUGUAUUUGUAUGAUUAUUGUUGCCUGUGAAUAUUUGGAGGAAGAAAAUCUGAAGCGUUUUUUUUCUGUGAAUAAUUAGGGAAAAAGGCUGAAUAGAUUUGUGCAGAUUCAUCUAGGUAUUACUUGUUGCUAACAAAAAUUAAAAUCGUGUUUUACGUUUGAGAUUUCAAAGGGAGUCGGUAAUCAUUUGUUUUU